UCUAGACUUCUAGUGCAUCCGAUUGAUCCAUCAUACAUACAUACAUAUAUCUAUAUAUUUAGGGCGUUCCUCUCGCUCGCUUUCUCCCCACUCGGGGGUGCCCAACAACAAACGCGCAUUACGCCAAACACACAAAUAGCACCAACAACAAGCAAGAAGCCGUCUCCGCGAUCGCGACAAUGACGCCCUCAACCAUUGACCUCUUCAUCCUCACUUUCAACUGCGCAAAUAACCUCAUCAAUGUCGCGGUUUGGGCUGCGCACUUGAAGGCGGCGCUGUCGGGGCAAGGUGCUGCCGGGAAGGGGAAUGGGAAUGCGUUACCAGAUUUGGUUGUUUUCUCUCUGCAAGAAGUAGCCCCGCUGGCUUACUCCUUCAUCGGCCCUUACUUUUUGAACCCGUACUACGCUCGGUACGCCGAGGCACUCAACCUCGCGGCUGGGCAGCUACUUGAGGCCGAUGACUACAGGACGAGCAGUAAUGGUGCCAGUGGUAGUGGUGCCAGUGGUGGUGACCCUUACAAGCUCGUCCGGGCCAAGAACGUAGGGAUGACAGCCAUCCUGCUCUUUGCCCGCGACCCAUCCAAGAUCCAGCAGAUCGAAGAAGCAGAGUGCGGAUUUGGCGCCGCCGACAUGGGCAACAAAGGCGCGGUAGGGUUGCGGGUUACUUGGAGCGAUGUGGAUGGCAGGGAGGACAACACGAUAGCGACGACGACGACAGAAGAACCAAAGACGACGGAACUCACCUUUGUGGCGACACACCUGGCUGCCAUGGAGUGGAACCUAAAGAAGCGCAACGCCAACUGGCGCAGCAUCGUGUCAGGACUGACGUUUGCCAACCCGCGCGAGGUUUUGCCCAAAGGCGAGUUCCCAUCCGAAAGCCGAGCAGCGCGGUCGACGCCGGAUAGGUCUGGAGCGGGGGAUACCGCUCCUCCUGUGCCCAGAGGUACUCAGGACAGCAGCAACUCAGCCGACGACGACGACGGCGAUUCCGACGCCCAACCCCUCCUCAACACCAACCCAGACCAUACCUCCACGCUCCAAUCCAUCUCCAUCUUCAAACCAACCUCCCACCUCUUCCUAGCCGGCGACCUCAACUACCGCAUCAACACCACCACCCCUCCCCCCCUCGCCACCUACCCCUCCUUCGAUCCUUCUUCCGCCAACCACUUCUCCAAUUUCUUGCCGCGGGACCAACUCACGCAGGAGCGCGAAGCCGGACGGACCAUGCACGGCCUUUCCGAGGCGCCGAUAACUUUUGGUCCGACGUAUAAAUACGACGUUCAUCCUGUCAAAGGGGAGGCGGUCAAUGAGGAGAGUGUGAAGAGGGGGAACAAGGUAAAUGGGGUCCCGGAGGUGCCGUGGCGGUUUGCGAGCCAUCGGUGGCCGGGGUGGUGUGAUAGGGUGUUGUAUUUGGAUGUUCCGGCCUGGGUUACAACAGAGCCAGAGGCAGAGGCAGAGGCAGAGCAGCGGAAAAAGAAGGUGGAAGUGGAAGUGGAGGCGUACGAUUCCCUGCCGGUCGUGGAAACGAGUGAUCACCGGCCGGUAUUCUUCAGGGCCAAGGUGCCGGUUUUGGGGGAGGAGGAGAUGAGGGUACCUUUACUCACGGAGGAGGGUGAGGGUGAGGACGAACUGGUACUGGAAGAAUGGAAAAAGGAUCCCCGGGUGUCGAUACCCAUGCCCGUGGACGUGCAUGCUUGGGAGAGGAGAGCGGCGGCCAGGAGGAAGGAGGUGGUGGUGGGGUGGACGGCGUUCUUUUGGAGUACCGAGGAGGGAGCGCUGGUGUUGGUGGCGUUGUUGGUUAUGGGUGUUGGGAGUUGGUGGCUUUUACGGGAUUGGUAGUAGAGAAGGUUUGGAUGAUGGUUAUGAUGGAUGUUCUGGUUGCAUGGGCGGUUUCUUGGGUUUGCAAAUUCUUGGAUACGGGAUAUGAUAUGGAGUAGGGAAUGGUUGCGAACGUCUACGUCUACCUAUAUGGUCAUCCUAAUCGUUUGAUUGGUAUAGGAGGAUAUACCUACAAUGCACUUUUUAGGUCUGAGGAGG
Neurospora tetraspora is the source of this 2036-nucleotide messenger RNA. RefSeq names its product DNase I-like protein. Bases 180 to 1838 code for a protein of 552 amino acids. The record is from RefSeq and is a predicted model, not a curated record. Gene Ontology annotation, molecular function: phosphatidylinositol-4,5-bisphosphate 5-phosphatase activity. The transcript is spliced from 2 exons. Lineage: Eukaryota; Fungi; Ascomycota; Sordariomycetes; Sordariales; Sordariaceae. Gene Ontology annotation, biological process: phosphatidylinositol dephosphorylation.